Chara braunii is the source of this 1099-nucleotide messenger RNA. The record is from the annotation of a GenBank genome assembly. Lineage: Eukaryota; Viridiplantae; Streptophyta; Charophyceae; Charales; Characeae.
GAGUGUUUUGCAAUGUUGGGCUUGGGACACGUGGAAUGAGUGACAGAGAAGCAGAUUGGGAUACGGAAACCAUGUGGCCCGAUGUCUUCGUCAUCCGUUCCCGCCGUCCCCGCCGCUUGCGACACGCGGCACAAAAUGAUGAUAAUGAUGAUGAUGGUGAUGACGACAUUGAUGUUGAUGUUGAUGCUGUUGACGAUGUUCAUCAUGAUGACGAUGUUGGUGAUGAUGACGGUGGUGAUGUUGAUCUGGACGACAAUGGUGCUGAUGAUGAUGACGAACAUCAUCAACAUCAUCAGCGGCAUCGUCGGCAUCAUAAAAAGCACCACCAUCGUCGCCUUCGUCAUCGUCGUCAUCAUCAACAACAUCACUAUCAUCGUUAUCAUCGUCGUCAUCAUCUUCGUCAUCAUCAUCAGCAUGAUCAUCAUCAUCAUCAUCGUCGUCGUCAGCAUCUGCGUCAUCAUCAUCAUCAUCAUCAACAUCAUCGUCGUCAUCGUCGUCAUCAACACGACGAUGACGACGAUGAUGCCGAUGAUGAUGAUGAUGAUGAUGACGAAGAUGAUGACGACGACGAUGAUGAUGAUGAUGAUGAUGAUGAUGAUGAUGAUGAUGACGACGAUGAUGACGACGAUGAUAACGAUGAUGAUUAUGCUGUUGAUGAUGGCGACGAUGACGAAGGCGACGAUGGUGGUGAUUUUUAUGACGGCGACGAUGCCGCUGAUGAUGUUGGUGAUGUUGAUGACGUUGACGAUGUUGAUGAUGAUGUUGUUGAUGAUGAUGAUGAUAAUGAUGAUGAUGAUGAUGAGGAUGAUGAUGAUGAUGAGGAUGAUGAUGAUGAUAAUGAUGAUGAUGUUGAUGAUGAUGAUGAUCAUGAUCAUGAUGAUCAUGAUGACGAUGAUGAUGGUGGUGAUGAUGAUGGCGAUGAUGAUGAUGAUGACGAUGAUGUUGGUGGUGAUGAUGAUGGUGAUGACGAUGGCGAUGAUGAUGAUGAUGAUGGCAAGCAAGAAUCAUGGGGCCUCUCGCGAGGAAAGAACAAGUGGUAAUCAAAGGGGCAUACAGAAACCAUGUGGCCCAAUGUCAGCGACAUCCGUUCCCACCGUCC